Molecule: messenger RNA, 1486 nt
Organism: Seminavis robusta
Lineage: Eukaryota; Bacillariophyta; Bacillariophyceae; Naviculales; Naviculaceae
Source: the annotation of a GenBank genome assembly
UUAUUAGUAAUAAAAAUACUCAUACUAUUAAUAGCUAGUACAGUACUCUAGCUAGUAUGUCAUACUAGUACUCGAGAACUCAAGUAUUAUUUUAAAAAUACUGGAGUACCAGGUACUAAGUAAUGGAUAGAUUCACUACCGGUUGAACAGGUUUGAAUGGGGUAGCGACCAGUCGUUUUGCGCGCGGGUAGGUACCGGUACUGUACUUCGCUGACUUCACACCCAUCACGAAACCAAGCAAACAUGACAAUCGACCAGCGACCAUGACAACAGCAAAAGCAGCAGCAACAACAACAAACGGCACGGCAGAGAAGGAGCCAUCCUUCUACGACGAAGAAGACAAUCUUAAGAAGCUAUGUGACUUUCUGCGUUCUCGUGAAGGCCCCGGUGUGCGGGAGGCUUUGUUCAUGGAAAAACGUGUUCAUUAUCUGAAAGGCGAGAAACUUGUGAACUUUCUGGUAGAACCCAAAAAAGGAACGAAAUGGCCCUCCAAUCUACCACGCUUUGAGAGUCGACCAGAGGCCAUUGCAGUGUGCCGAGAGCUAUGUAAGGUGCAAUAUGUCAUGCGAGCCGAGAAGAGAGGGAAAGGAGAACUAGGCACGUCUCGAAUUCGAGAAUUCGAUGAGUCUGGCUAUUUUCUGUGGGUAUAUGAGGGAGAUAAGACAGUGAGCCACUUGAUGACAACUGCCUUGAUUAUCGGUUUCCUGUUCUGUGUCUGCUUCCCCAUUUGGCCAACCUUCCUUCGAGUCUUUGUCUGGUACCUUUCGGUCUCGCUUUUACUCUUUAUUUUCUUCCUGAUUACGGUUCGAGCCUUCGUAUUCCUCUGUUUCUGGAUUGUCGGCUUUGAAGUUUGGUUCCUGCCCAACUUGUUCGAUGAGACGCUUUCUUUUGCGGACUCAUUCAAGCCAAUUUGCUCCUUUGAGCCGACCAAACCAGGGCAGCUACCCUACCGAUUGGGUGUAGGCAUUGCCUUCUUUUCCUUCUGCUACUGGGCUGUCACUCAGCCCUCGGAAUUCGAUGGUUUUGUCAAUGCUCAGGGAGAUUUCUUGAAGGAUUUGUAUGCCGGUACAUUGCUUUCGGACAUGUCUCAGGAACAAAAGGAGAACAUUGACAAACCAAAGAGGCAGUCAUUGGAUGAUUUGUUGAAGUCGUUGGAUACUGACAUCAAUAACAACGAUUUUCAAGAUGAGGUCAGCGAGGAAGAGAAACUGGAGUCGAUGCUGGACAACCUAGUGGAUGACGAGGAAGAUAUUGACGAGGAAGAAGAGUAGAGCAUGGAAAUGCAAUAGGUUGGUGAGGAACGAUGCCAGCAGUCAACAAAUCGGACGGCAGCGCAACAACAAAUCGCAGCGCAAAACGUAAUCAAACUACCCCGGUGUAAUAUUUCUAUGAGGGCAACUAUUAAUUUUGCUCUACCCCGUUUAGUUUGAUGUGACGGCUAUUUCGUGGGCUGUAAUGUAAUUCAGCGAGCGAGGAAGUACGGUUG